CCCCACUGUACAUACCAUACUCCUCAUCACAUCAAAUCAUUUCAUCAUCUCAUUACAAAAACCCCACUCAAAUAAUUAGCGAAGAGCUCUUCCAAAACAGUUCUCCACAAAAAUAUCAAGAAAACAGAGAAACAUGGAAACGUCGUCGUUUAACCCAUCUUCUCCGGCGAACCUCCCCUCCUUCCUCCUCCUCUUCGUCACCGUCUACCUCCUCGGCUACUUCCUCAUCUUCCGCUCGUGGAAAUCCUCCCACCUCGGCGCCAGCUGCCUAAUGUCUCUCCUCCACGGAACUCCCGCCGUCGUACUCGCCUCCCACGCGCUACUAACAACCCCACGCGCCUUCGCCUCCGCCAACACCGCCGUGGAGUCCACCGUCCUCGACUUCAGCAUGGCCUACUUCACCGUCGACCUCCUCCACUACCUCGUCUUCCUCCCAAACGACUUCCUCUUCAUCCUCCACCACGUCGCCACUCUCUACGUCUUCGCCACGUGUCGAUUCUACGUAGGCCACGGGGCUCACGCGCUCCUCCUCCUCCUGGUCUUGGCGGAGGCCACGAGCGCGUGCCAGAACGUGUGGACGAUCGCAGGGUACAGGAGGAACGACGUCGUGUUGGCGAGGAGGGUGAGGGAGGUUUUGUCUCCUCCUUUCUACUUGUUCUACACUGUGGUUCGUGGGCUGGCUGGUCCCGUGGCGUUGUAUGAUAUGGCGUCGUUUUAUGGGAGUGGUGGCGCGGAGGGAGCGAUUCCGCGGUGGGCUUGGGUGUCGUGGCUCGUUGUGAUUGGGUCGGCGAUUGUGCUUAGUGUGUUGUGGGUUUUACGGAACUGGGUUGAUUGGUUUAGGGAGAAAAACUCUGGCAAGAAAUUUAAAUGAUUUUUUAAAAAUUUAUUUAUAUUUUUCAACGUUUGAUUGAUAUAAGUCUAGAUAUAUACCAGUGUUUAUAAUGGAUUUAUUUGAUUGUAUUUGUGUAAUGUAUAUUAAUGAUCUUAUUCAAAAAAAAAUGUAUAUUAAUGAUGACAUUAAU
Molecule: messenger RNA, 1022 nt
Organism: Eruca vesicaria subsp. sativa (arugula)
Lineage: Eukaryota; Viridiplantae; Streptophyta; Magnoliopsida; Brassicales; Brassicaceae
Source: the annotation of a GenBank genome assembly